UGUAGCGAUUGUACAAUGACGGAACAGCAAAUGGAUUGCGCUUUGGAUUUAAUGAGACGGCUUCCACCGCAGCAAAUCGAAAAAAAUUUAAUCGAUUUGAUUGACCUUGCUCCAGCUUUGUGCGAAGAUUUGCUAACAUCAGUUGAUCAGCCUUUGAAAAUAGCAAAAGAUAAGGAGACAGGAAAAGAUUAUUUGUUAUGUGAUUACAAUCGAGAUGGUGAUUCAUAUAGAUCACCUUGGUCGAAUACAUACGAUCCACCACUGGAAGAUGGAUCAAUGCCUUCUGAACGCCUACGUAAGCUUGAGGUAGAAGCAAAUCAUGCCUUUGAUCAAUACCGCGAAAUGUACUAUGAAGGUGGUGUAUCUUCUGCUUAUCUAUGGGAUCUUGAUCAUGGUUUCGCUGGAGUGAUUUUGAUAAAAAAGGCAGGGGAAGGCAAUCAGAAGACAAAAGGAUGCUGGGAUUCGAUUCAUGUUGUAGAGGUGCAAGAAAAGAGUUCAGGUAGAACCGCUCACUAUAAAUUAACUUCAACUGCCAUGCUUUGGCUACAAACUCAAAAACAUGCUUCUGGUACGAUUAACCUUGGUGGUAGUCUAACCAGGCAGAUUGAACAAGAUGCACCAGUUAGUGAAAGCAGUCCUCAUAUUGCCAACAUAGGGCGCAUUGUAGAAGAUAUGGAAAAUAAAAUUCGCAAUACAUUAAACGAAAUUUACUUCGGUAAAACUAAGGACAUCAUAAACGGAUUGAGGAGCAUUCAGUCAUUAGCUGAUACAAAUCAGCAAGCAGCAAUGAAGAAGGAUCUUGCUGCAGCGCUGCUACGAAGGACUGGAAAAGGGGAAAACUAAAAAAUCAUUUGCGCCUCAUUUUCUUUGUUAUCAUCGUUAAGUACACACAAGAUUAUCGGCAAGCAAAAAGCAAGGCACCUUUUACCAAUAUGAAUUAUUCUAAUGCCGUUGCUAGUGUGUGCUUAAUGCAAAACCUUUAUUUUCGAUUUUCAAAAGAUCGCAUUCAUGAAAAGUAAUUUUUUUUUAAUAUAGAUAAAAAGAUUGCGCUAAAAAUAUUCAAUAAAACUUUUAGUGGUGUUCAGUACAGUGAGUCUUCAAUAGUGUCUUUUCUAGUAAGCUGAGAUUGCUAAUAACAAUAACUAAACUAAUUUUUCCAGGCCAAUCAUGCGAUAAAAGCAAGCGAAAUCUGCAAUUGAUUUAAUAUGAUUACAAUCCACAGUGUAAUAUAUUGUAACGCGUAGUGACUUUCUAUUAAAAGUUCUUCAA
Sabethes cyaneus is the source of this 1269-nucleotide messenger RNA. It is a transcript of the gene cpb, whose product is annotated as F-actin-capping protein subunit beta. Gene Ontology annotation, cellular component: F-actin capping protein complex; cytoplasm. Lineage: Eukaryota; Metazoa; Arthropoda; Insecta; Diptera; Culicidae. The record is from RefSeq and is a predicted model, not a curated record. Gene Ontology annotation, biological process: negative regulation of filopodium assembly; actin cytoskeleton organization; cell morphogenesis. Gene Ontology annotation, molecular function: actin filament binding. The transcript has 3 exons. The coding region runs from base 16 to 843 and encodes 275 amino acids.